GUUAACUUGCCUUUGGAGGAUUUUGACUGACUGUUGCUGAACUGCUGAGCACGAUCCGAAACCCUGUUAUUCCUUCACGGUUUGGCAUUGCUAUUUUUCGUAAGGUAAUUGAUUUUUAUAAAACUUUAAAGUGAUGUUUCAACACAACAAAAAGUGUUUUACCAUCGAAUCGCUCGUCGGCAAAGAUGCCAUUUCCUCGACAUCUGGGGACGAACCUAUCAGACCCACAGCGCUCAGAUUGACGGAGUCGGUUCAUCCCGCGCCUUUUGGGACUUGUUUCCAGAACUCCGGCAGGACCUUGUACAGUGGCCCGGAAAUGAUGUUCCCGGAUCCGGGCUCCCAUGCCACCAACCCCGCACUGUCGCUCCAUCCUCUCCAAAUCCCCACGCAGCAUUUCUUCAACCCUCACCAGAGAGACGCACUGAACUUCUAUCCGUGGGUGCUGCGAAAUCGAUAUCUUGGACACAGGUUCCAAGGCGAUGACAGCAGUCCGGAGAACCUGCUCCUGCACGGGCCGUUCUCCCGCAAGCCCAAGCGCAUCCGCACGGCCUUCUCUCCGUCGCAGCUGCUGAGGCUGGAGCGGGCCUUCGAGAAGAACCACUACGUGGUGGGCGCCGAACGCAAGCAGCUCGCCAACGGCCUCUGUCUCACCGAAACACAGGUAAAGGUGUGGUUCCAGAACAGACGGACCAAGCACAAGCGCCAGAAGCUGGAAGAGGAGUCUCCGGAGUCGCAGCAGAAGAGGAAAGGCAGUCAGCACGUGAGCCGCUGGCGAGUGGCCACGCAGCAGCCCGGCUCGGACGACAUCGACGUCAUCUCGGAGGACUGA
Sardina pilchardus (European sardine) is the source of this 829-nucleotide messenger RNA. RefSeq names its product empty spiracles homeobox 3 (gene emx3). Gene Ontology annotation, biological process: central nervous system development; neuron differentiation; regulation of transcription by RNA polymerase II. Gene Ontology annotation, cellular component: nucleus. Lineage: Eukaryota; Metazoa; Chordata; Actinopteri; Clupeiformes; Clupeidae. The coding region runs from base 134 to 829 and encodes 231 amino acids. The record is from RefSeq and is a predicted model, not a curated record. Gene Ontology annotation, molecular function: RNA polymerase II cis-regulatory region sequence-specific DNA binding; DNA-binding transcription factor activity, RNA polymerase II-specific. The transcript has 3 exons.